This is a messenger RNA of Apiotrichum porosum, 2676 nucleotides long. RefSeq lists its product as uncharacterized. Lineage: Eukaryota; Fungi; Basidiomycota; Tremellomycetes; Trichosporonales; Trichosporonaceae. The transcript has 4 exons. The record is from RefSeq and is a predicted model, not a curated record. The coding region runs from base 1 to 2676 and encodes 891 amino acids.
AUGGCGAGGGAGACAAGGGGGUCCGCCGCUCGCGACACACCCAUCUCCUCCCCAUCAUCGUCCACCGAUGCCAGCGGAAAGCGUAAGCGUACAUCGUCGAUCGAUGCGUCCGCCGCCGCCGAUGCUGCUUCCACCAAUGUCACCUUGCCGUCCGCGGCAGCCGGCCCUGUGGAAGGCGGCGAGCAGCCCGAUAGCAAACGCGUACGCAUCAACGGUAGCGAGGCGGUGGGUGAAGAGAAGCCCGGCAUUGGUGCAAAUGGCGACCGCCAAGGACGUGUCCUCUCGAAAGAAGUCCGCGACGCCAUUGGAGUGGUCCUGUCACAAAUGGCAAAGGGCUUACCUUCCCCCAUCAACAAUGUCCUGACCCUCUGGCUGCCGCCCAACUUUGACCAGAGGGAGGAGAACACUCUGGGAUACCUCCUCAAGCAGGAGACGCUCACGUGGGAGCAGCUGGUGGCCACUUUGCACCUCUUCUCCAAGCACCUCCUGCUGCCCGGCGGCUACCCCAAUCCGGUCCCUUCCCUCGCGCGCAUCCACCUCCCGACCCCUCCUUUGCCGUCCCACUUCCCCACUGUCGCCAUCUACGUCUUUUGUGCAGCUCUGCACCAGCUCCUCCUCCAGGUUGAGCCCCUCGCUGACGGCACAUCGAGUCUCAAGUCGACUGCGCCCCUGGAGCGCUGGACUCUGAUGCAAAAGACCCCCGGAAACGGACUGGGCCACGCCAGUGGCGAGUGGUUCACCGCCAGCGCGGACCUGAGGGAGAUUGAGGACGCGCGCGAAAAGAUGCGGCUGCCUGACGACAAGACGCUCCUCCAGACCUUGGCCGCGACGGGUGGCAAGUUUGGCUAUGCUCAGCCUGUCCUUGUGCAGGCUACCGCGCCUCUCGGUGCCGAUGACAAGGGUCCCGUACCAACACUCGCCGAGUCCCUGGUCCGCCGCGCCAGCAUGAAAGCCCAGAGGUGGAAGGAGCUGCGCGCGUCUCGUCGCACCCACUUUGACUCCAAUAUCCAUCCCGUAAAGUCACUUGCUGCCCCGAACAGGCCGUUCCAGCCUUCCUUUGCUCCCACCUACGACUCGCGCAUGUCCAGCGGCCUUGGCUACUAUUCGACUCUCGACCUCAUGCACGAGCACACCCGCCAUCGCGAGUGGACCCGUCGGUCGACAACUGUUGUUGACAUUGCCAACGAGGGCUGGACCGGCGUGUUGGAAGCAGAGGGCAAGGAUGCCGAGGUCGAGAAGAAUGCCGACAAGGACAAGGAGACCGAGGGCGCCGAGAAGGCGGCUGCCAACGGCGAAGCCGACAAGGAGCUGGAUAGCGUCGACGCGAUCCUCGACGCCAACGUUGGCCGCAUCGAGGAACUGCAGGUCUGGCAAGACUUGAGAGUUCGCAAGGGCGACGCGUCCUGGAUCUCUGACCGCGAGCGCGCCGUCGCUGACGAGCUCUUUGCAUCGCUCGCUGAUCUUGUCGAGUCGUCGGAUACCCCUCCUGCGGCCCUUUUGCCCGAAAGUGCAAAGUCGUCGUCGUCGUCAAAACCUGGCCUCGCCCACACUCUCGCCCGCCGUCUUCUCUCGAACCGUGCACCUAUCAUUCGUGGCACCCUCGACCCACGACGCGCGCAUGCUCUUCACGACAAUGCCACCCUUCGCCUGCGGACGCAGGCCAUGGCAACCAUGGGCGGUACACCAACAAUGGGCGUCAAUGGCCUGUCGCCUUCACCUCACGCCCAGCAUCCCAAGCUUCCUGGCACCCCUGGCUACAUGACUUCACCACACAACGCCCUGCGCGAGCCUCCACCCCACACACUUCCCCCUGGCUCACGCUAUUACCCCCAGCAACAGCAGCAGGUUCAGGCAGCUCAGCAGGUCGCCGCUCAGCAGGUCGCCGCUCAGCAGCAGGCCCAGCGUUACGCUCAGCAGCAACAGCAGCAACAGCAGCAACAGAUGUUGUCGUCUCCUGGCCAGAUGAACCAACAGCGUGUUCUCGGUCUUGGUAUGCAGGGGAUGCAGCAGGCUGUUCCUCAGCAGGCUGUUCCUCAAAUGCAAGCAUAUCAGCUGCAGCAAGCAGCUCAGCAGCAGCUGCAGGCCCAGGCCGUCGCCCAACAGCAAGCUCAACAGGCGGCUCAGCAACAACUCGCCCAGCAGGCAGCUGCUCAGCAGCAACUGGCUCAAGCUCAGGCCGCACAAAUGGUCCAGCAACAAAUGGCUCAACAACAGCAAAUCGCGUAUCAGCAGCAACUUCAGCUUCAGCAGCGUCAACAACAGGCCAUGGCCCAGCAGCAAGCUCAAGCUCAGCAAAUGGGUUCGCCCCUGCCCCAUCAGUACCGCCCACCGUCUGGCGGCGGUGGCAUCUCUUUCUCUCCCCAACAGCAAUAUCAAGUCCAGCGCGCCGGUCUUCCUCCCAAUGCCGCUCUCGGUGGCAUGGUGCCGAGCUCGCCACAGCAGGUCGCCUACCCGCCUGGCAUGAUGCCCCAGCAAGCCGCGAUGCAGGGAUACCCCAUGCAAGGCGGUCAGGGCGUGCGCAUGCAAGGUGGGCCCAUGCAAGGUGGACCCAUGCAAGGCGGUGUCGGUGUUCCCAACAUGCAAGGCAUGUCGGGAAUGCAGCAGAUGUACGCUGGGAACAUGCGCGUCCCAGGCGUCCCUGGUAUCCCUGGCCAGAUGCCAAUGCAGCACCGCUAG